AUGAUGGCAUCUCGCGUGGCCUGGCUCGUUUUUUUUGUACUCUGCUCGUCGCGUCUCGCGAGCGCGCAGAGUGCGUCGUGUCCGAUCGAUGCCAAACGGAUAGAACUCACUGGUCUGGGCGAGGCGUGCGCUGAGACGCGGAGCGACGUUUGCGAGUCAUGCGUGUGCUUCCUUGCCGAGGCAAUCCUCGACGCAGGGUACGAUUUCGCGAGUUUAGAUUUGAAUGCCUGCGCGCUGGAAAAUAUCAGCGUCCUCCUGGCGAACGGGGCGACGAUCGCCGGGUUCCUUCGAGUCUAUGCUUGCCCACAGACGCGGCCAAACUGCCUCUCGCCGCCCACGCCCACGCCCACGCCCAUGAUGGGACUGGAGUCACCUCCAACCUCCGUGUCGCCGCCGACGCCUCCGAUCCCGACAGAGUGGUUGCGAGGAGGAUCAAAUACGAACGGCAGCGGCGUGUAUUUGGAAGCUUUCGGUGCGAUCGAUCCCACCAACGAGACUGUGGCCGGUGAUUCCGGCAGCAAAGCGCAAAUCGCCUUCGGCGCUGGUCUGGGAAGUGCCAUCGCUUUGUUCAUCCUGUGUGGUGUCUUAUACCAUCGGUACAGGAUGUUCGUCGCUCCAAAACUUCGAAUGAAGUACGCGCACCUCUUGAAUCCAUGCCAGUAUCCGCUCUCUCUGGAGCUGCGAAACUGCACGUGUGGAAACCUCGAGAAGUUGAUUCUCCAAGACAUCAACUUUUGCGUUCGCAACGGACAGUUGGUAGGCAUUCUCGGACCAAGCGGGUGUGGUAAAACGACCUUAUUAAACGCCAUAGUACACGGAGACAUGGUUACCAAGGGAUCGGUCACGAUAUGCGGUGAAAAGGUUGACGUGAAGAGGCAUCGAAUAGCGUUUGUCCCACAGAAGAAUGGUUUGAUUCACCAUCUGAGUGUUUUUGAAACCAUUUACUUUGCGGCUCGUCUCAGGUUGCCAUGGUUUUUCGAUGACGUGAAAGAGCGAACGAAUAGAGUCAUUCAUGAGCUUGGUUUAGAGAACGUUGCCGACGCAUACAUCGGAGCUACUCUUUCUGGCGGCGAACUGCGACGAACGUGCAUUGCAGCCGAAUUAAUUUGCGAUCCAGAAAUUUUGAUUUUGGACGAGCCUGCAUCUGGGUUGGACGCGCAUGCGGCGAAAAAUGUUUUCUCAACGCUUCGAAAUCUUGCGCGUGACAAGGAAAAAGCCGUCGUUGUCUCUGUUCAUCAGCCUUCUCGACGCAUACUCAUGAAUUUUGAUGUUGUACUGCUCCUUGGUCCGACGGGACGAAUGCUCUGGAAUGGAUCCCCACAUGACCUCGAUGACAUACUUUCGCACAUUGGGAUGGAACCACCGCUAGGUGUGAGCACCGCGGAAUGGCUACUCGAUAUUGCCUGUGAGAAAGAGGUACAGUUUCUUGAGAAAGUGACUGCGUACGAGAAGCUUCGAUCCACUUCUAAAACAUGCGAGACCAUUGUGAGGCCAAACCUUAUGAUUCCAGUGCGAGAAACUGUGAACGCUAGUUCAAUCAUCACCCAGUUCCAUCUUCUCACGUGGCGCUCUUGCAUUACCGCAUUUCGGGACAGACGAGUUCUGAUCUCGCACUGGAUAAUACCGAUCUUAAUCGGAAUACUUCUUGGCGCGUUGACGCAAGCCUCGGACGAUCUGGAGGGAUUUCAGAAUCGAAUGGGCGCGGUGUUCUUCCUCUUAACUUUUUUUGCUCUGUCGGCGAUGACAUUCAUCGACAUUAUCAAUGUCGAGCGCCCCGUCAUCGUACAACAGAUCAGAUCACAAUAUUACCACCAAGAGGUAUACUUCAUCAGCAAGCUUCUGAGUGACUGGUUCCUGCUUAGAGUUUGUCCGACAGUGCUAUCGGUGAGCGCGUUCUACUUUUUGAUGGGACUCCGGGACUCUUUCUCAGCAUUCAUGACCUUUUUGGGUUUGGUGCUCCUGUUUGUUUUCGUACAGUCCUCUACAUGCGCCGUGAUGGCGUUCUCAUCCAAAUCGACGGCAGCUGCCACACUAGCGAACACGGUCGUUCUACUCACUACAGCAGUGUUUGCUGGUUAUCUGAUCAACAUAAAGCGUUUGCCGACGGGUAGUGGAUGGGUUGCCUUUUUUUCUCCCUUUUUCUAUGCUUGGGGUGGGUGCCUCGCUUCGGAGAUGAAAGGAGGUCCGUACUUAUUCAAUGCCGUUUUCGGCUCGUCAUCCGUCGAGGUACCGGUGUCGGGACAGACGUACCUCAACGUGAUCGGUGUCGAGUUUGAUGAUGUCGAACGCAAUUUCAUCGGGAUCGUGCUUUUACUACUUGGUUUAAUCGUCAUCGGUCUAAUUACGCUCAGAUUUCGUGUAAAGUUCGCGCAGCGUGAGUGA
This is a messenger RNA of Ostreococcus tauri, 2382 nucleotides long. Its product is annotated as ABC-2 type transporter. The transcript has a single exon. Gene Ontology annotation, cellular component: membrane. Bases 1 to 2382 code for a protein of 793 amino acids. The record is from RefSeq and is a predicted model, not a curated record. NCBI's taxonomy places the organism in Eukaryota, Viridiplantae, Chlorophyta, Mamiellophyceae, Mamiellales, Bathycoccaceae. Gene Ontology annotation, molecular function: ATP binding; ABC-type transporter activity; ATP hydrolysis activity.